CCAAAGACUCCACGUACCUGCUUGUAAGUGUGUGGCGACUGUCAGUCUCUUCUUCUACUUCUACCCAUCUCUUUCUCCCUGCCAUUAUUUUAUUCAUCACACCCCCAUCAUCUACCUCCUCUUCACCACCAAACAAACAAAUCCAAAAAAAAAAAAAAACACCAAACACCCUUCAACUCUCUCUCUCUCUCUCUCUCUAUAAUGGCAAUCACUUUCUCCAACUUCUCCACCAACCCUUUCACUCUUGCCUCCUCCCCACCUCACCACUAUCACCACUCUUCACCUCAAACCUUCACCAUCACAACCCAUCACUUCCCCACCACCACUACCACUACUUCACGCCUCUUCACUCCUUCUCUCAUUACUUUCACCACCUUUCACAAGCGUCCCACCACCAUAACUCACUCCACCUUCAACACCGGCGGAGGCGGUGGCAUAGGCGGUGGAGAAGGAGGAGGAGGAGGAGGAGGAGGAGGAAGAGGUGGAGAUAGUGGUAAUGAUGAUAAUGACAAUGGUGACAAGGAAAGGAACAAAGAAGAGGCUGUGAUGGCCUUGUUAGAGGCUGGCAGGUCAGUGGAGACUGUGCCAAAGGACUUCGCUGCGGCUAUAGAGGCUGGAAGGGUACCUGGGUCGAUUGUUAAGAGGUACUUUGAGCUCGAGAAGUCGGUACUGUUCCGAUGGUUGCUUCAGUUUGGUGGGUUUAAGGAGCGUUUGCUUGCUGAUGAUCUUUUCUUGACAAAGGUUGCCAUAGAGUGCGGUGUUGGCAUCUUCACCAAGACCGCAGCAGAGUUGGAGAGGCGUAGAGAAAAGUUUACCAAGGAGCUAGAUUUCGUUUUUGCUGAUGUGGUGAUGGCCAUCAUAGCAGAUUUUAUGCUUGUCUGGCUUCCUGCUCCUACUGUUUCCCUCCGCCCGCCUCUUGCAGUCGGUGCUGGAUCAAUUGCUAAGUUUUUCUAUGGCUGUCCUGACAAUGCGUUUCAGGUGGCUUUGGCUGGAACAUCUUAUUCAUUUUUACAGAGAAUAGGUGCAAUAGUGCGUAAUGGAGCCAAACUAUUUGUAGUUGGGACUGGUGCAUCUUUGGUUGGUACAGGGAUAACAAAUUUGUUGAUCAAUGCACGAAAGGCUAUUGAUAAAUCUUUCGCUGGUGAAGCAGAGGAUGUGCCUGUAUUAUCAACCAGUGUUGCAUAUGGUGUUUAUAUGGCAGUUUCUAGUAAUCUAAGGUACCAAGUUCUCGCUGGAAUAAUUGAACAACGAAUCCUAGAGCCCAUGCUGCAUCAACACAAGAUUAUUCUGAGUGCUAUUUGCUUUGUUGUUCGAACUGGCAACACAUUCUUGGGGUCAUUGAUGUGGGUGGAUUAUGCACGCUGGACUGGAAUCCAAAAGAUACGGGAGUAGAGGCUGGAAAAUAUCAUUUUCAUCAUUAUUGUACCAAGAAUUUCCUUGAAUCCCCACAUGUCGUGGUCACUUGUGAACAUCUGCAGAAAAAUCCAACUAUAAAUUGAGUCGCAUUCAUGUUAGACAAUUGGUGUUGGUGCCAUUCUAAUGGUGUGGUACGAACUGAGCAGGCAUUGACAACAGGGUGGCUAAAAUAAAUUCUAUUCGGAAUUCUAUUUGUUAUAUUUGUAGUGGUUAAAGAAUGCAUUCUAGCGUUUGCCUUGGAGAGUUGGAGGGCAAAGCAGCGUAACAGCUUUGUUAAUGUGAAUAUAUUAAUUGUUAAGUAAAUUUCAUUUGGCUCCCUUUAUGGCACUUGAGUUUCAA
Molecule: messenger RNA, 1755 nt
Organism: Quercus lobata
Lineage: Eukaryota; Viridiplantae; Streptophyta; Magnoliopsida; Fagales; Fagaceae
Product: protein RETICULATA-RELATED 4, chloroplastic-like
Exons: 9
Coding region: 202-1392 (396 amino acids)
Source: RefSeq, a predicted model, not a curated record